AUGGCGUCGAAAUGGCACCAAAAGAAAGCAAAGCAGGCUGAAAUUGCCUUUGAAAAGGCUCUGCAAAACACUGAGGAGAAAGAGAUAUCUGUUACAGACUUGGUGAAGGAUGCUGCGAUGGGAGGUGGCGAUGAGGAAUUGUUUGAGAAAAAGUUGUCAAAAGAUGAGAAAAAGGCUCUUGCAAAAGCAAAACGUGAAGCGAAGCGCAAGGCUAAAGGCAAGGGGAAGGACGACGAUGAACCAGAAAAGGAAGAAGUCAAGUCGGCGCAGGAAGUUUUGAGUGAUGUUGCAGCUAUGGCGCAAGUGGAUAAUGUGGAUGAUGGAAUCGACCAUGAAGCCGCCGAUGUAUUGGCGUCUGCUGGAACAAUCUGUACCUUCAGUUCUAGUCGAAAAGGUGUUGAUGCUCGCGCAAAGGAUAUCAAUUGUCAAAACUUCACUUUACAGCAUAUGGGACAAGUUCUUCUUGACGAGUCUGAGGUGGUUUUGAAUCACGGAAAUCGAUAUGGAUUGAUUGGUAGGAAUGGAUGCGGAAAAUCCACACUUUUGAAGGCUUUGGGAGCAAGGGCCAUCCCCAUUCCCAAUUCGAUCGAUAUCUUCUUCCUCAAAGAAGAAAUCGAACCAUCAGACACGAUGACAGCAUUGGAAGCCGUGAUGAGUGUAGACGAAGAAAGACUCAAGCUCGAGAAACAUGCAGAAGAUUUGAAUACUUUGCUUGCAGAAGUUCCUGAGGAUGGCGAUCCGGAGAAUGAAAAAACGGCAGAAGAAAUCCAGGAGGAAAUUAUGGAAGCUCUGAACCUUGUUUACGAUCGUCUCGACGCUUUGGAUAGCUCGACCGCGGAGGUCCGAGCGCGUAGCAUCCUUGCUGGACUUGGGUUCACGCAUCAAAUGCAAUCUAAAUUGACCAAAGAUUUCUCUGGGGGUUGGCGAAUGAGAGUCUCACUUGCGAGAGCACUAUUUAUCCAACCUGUUUGUUUGCUUCUCGAUGAACCAACCAAUCACUUGGAUAUGGAAGCUGUAAUCUGGUUGGAAGACUAUCUGAGCCGAUGGGACCGCAUUCUUUUGCUGGUUUCUCAUUCCCAGGACUUUUUGAACAAUGUUUGUACUCACAUGGUCCACUUUACAAACCGACGAAAACUUGUGUAUUACGACGGAAACUACGACCAAUUCAUCAAGACAAAAACAGAGAAAGAGGAAAAUCAAUGGAAACAGUACAAGUGGGAACAGGAACAAAUCAAGAGCAUGAAGGAGUAUAUUGCACGAUUUGGACACGGAACUGCCAAGAAUGCGAAGCAGGCCCAAUCGAAGGAGAAGGUUCUCGCAAAAAUGAUUCGAGCUGGGCUCACUGAUAAGCCAGAAGAGGAGAAGCCGCUGAAUUUCAAGUUUCCAGAUCCUGGGCACCUACCACCACCUGUUCUAGCAUUUCACGACGUCUCUUUUGGUUACCCUGGUUGCGAGCCGUUAUAUUCCAACGUCAACUUUGGUGUAGAUUUGGAUUCUCGUGUCGCGCUAGUUGGACCGAAUGGGGCUGGAAAAACAACUCUUGUCAAAUUGAUGGCUGGAGAGCUCAAUUCAACUUUGGGUGAUAUCCGUCCUCACGGACAUCUGAAGAUGGGUCGUUUCACGCAGCAUUUCGUGGAUGUUCUUGACUUGACGAAGACCCCACUCGAGUUUUUCGAAGCUACCUAUCCAGGAGACCCGAGAGAUGAGCAAAGAAAAUACUUGGGUCGCUUCGGUGUGUCCGGAAAACAGCAAGUACAAAGAAUGUCCGAGUUGAGUGAUGGUCAAAAAUCCCGCGUUGUGUUUGCAAAGUUAGGAAGAGACGUACCGCACAUUCUGUUGUUGGAUGAGCCAACCAACCACUUGGACAUGGAAAGUAUCGACGCAUUGGCAAAGGCAGUAAAUGAAUUCGAAGGUGGCCUUGUCCUUGUUUCCCACGACAUGAGACUUAUCUCGCAAGUCGCAAAGGAGAUUUGGAUUUGUGACAACAAAACUAUUACGCAGUACCGUGGCGAUAUCAUGAACUUUAAGAUGGAUAUGCGCGCUCAAAUGGGCAUUGAGACCGACACAGGCAAGCUCCGUGGAGACGCAAGUGUUCAGGCCACAGAUAAACCAAGAAAAGAGAAAGCGAAGAAGAAGGAAGAACCCAAACUGGAGGUUGUCAGACCUAUGGCCAAGAUCGAAGAGGCUUCGCCGAAGCUCGAACCUGUCAAGCAGCAGUCAUCUCAAGUGGCCGAUGACUCGACAGUAGCUACAGUAUCAACAUCGACGACCACGAAUUCUGGAGGUUCUGGAAGUGCUCCAAAGAAAUACAUCCCCCCACACUUGCGGAAGAAGAUGGCUCAGGGAUGA
This is a messenger RNA of Cylindrotheca closterium, 2349 nucleotides long. Lineage: Eukaryota; Bacillariophyta; Bacillariophyceae; Bacillariales; Bacillariaceae. The record is from the annotation of a GenBank genome assembly.